This is a messenger RNA of Notothenia coriiceps (black rockcod), 2409 nucleotides long. It is a transcript of the gene sdcbp2, whose product is annotated as syndecan binding protein (syntenin) 2. The transcript is spliced from 9 exons. The coding region runs from base 8 to 871 and encodes 287 amino acids. Gene Ontology annotation, cellular component: cytoplasm; plasma membrane. The record is from RefSeq and is a predicted model, not a curated record. Gene Ontology annotation, molecular function: protein binding. NCBI's taxonomy places the organism in Eukaryota, Metazoa, Chordata, Actinopteri, Perciformes, Nototheniidae.
CAAGGUUAUGACGGCCCAGGCCCAGUUUGCCCAGACUGCCGCCCCCAUGCCAGCCCUCCCAGAGGGAACCUACCAGCCCCCGCCAGCCACUGCUGAGAUGCCAGGAUCCAGCUUGUACCCGAACCUGGAGGAGCUGGGAGACUACAUGGGUCUGGCCCUCAACAGUGAUGAAGUCCAGAGGAACCUGGCUUUGGUGCCUGUGGCUGACAACCAAGUGGCAGUGCCCUCCAACUCAGGCUACAGUGGGAUGGUGCGACCUGUGACGGGGGCGGACGUCGGCAUCCGGAGAGCAGAGAUCCGCCCCGGGCUGCGGGAGGUGAUCCUCUGCAAGGACCAGGACAGGAAGGUGGGGCUCCGGCUCCGAGCCAUUGACAACGGAGUGUUUAUCCAGCUGGUGCAGGCUAACUCCCCCGCGGCCCUGGCUGGCCUGCGUUUCGGGGACCAGGUCCUUCAGAUCAACGGGCAGAAUUGUGCCGGCUGGAGCCUGGACAAAUCCCACAAGGCCCUGAAGGCGGCGGCCGAGACCCGCAUCGAGCUGGUGGUCAGGGACAGGCCCUUUCAGCGCACCAUCACCAUGCACAAAGACAGCUCCGGACACGUGGGCUUCAUCUACAAGUCCGGCAAAAUCACCUCUCUGGUCAAGGAUGGAUCUGCCGCCCGCAACGGCCUGCUGACUGAUCACUACAUCUGCGAAAUCAACGGGCAAAACAUCAUUGGACUCAAGGAUUCUCAAAUCAAGGACAUUCUCUGCACCUCUCCGACCGCCAUGACCAUCACCAUCAUGCCCAAGUUCAUCUAUGAACACAUGAUUAAGAGGAUGUCGAGCGGCCUCCUGCGCUCAGCCAUGGAUCACUCCGUCCCCGAGGUGUGAGGACAAGGAGGACCAUAAACUGUCAGGAUGUCUUCAGUACAGAGAUAUACCUUUCUCUCUCUUCUAACUCAACUGUCUCUCUCUCUUUCUCUCUUUAUACCAUUUCCUGCAUUACAAUCAACACCAUUUCUUAUCUUUUAACAUCUUAAAAUGCCUUUUUUUCCCCUAUUCUUUAGUCACUCAGUAUAGUCUCUACCCUGCUCUACUUCCCACAUCUCUGUCGACGCGUCUAGUACUUUUUAUAUGUUAACCUUGUAGUCGAAGUAUUACAUGUUUUUUUUUCUUCUAUUUGAGUACAAAAUGUUUUUUGUUUUUUUUCAUGCACACCAUCAUGAGUCCAGAGCUUCCUCCUCAGUGUGGAAAUGAAUAAUUGGCGGUGACGUUUCAUCUUGUCAAAAAUGCUGUAAAAGGCCAAUAUUCAGGCAUCAGAGCCCUACUGUGGAGAAGGCGCUGUGCUCCUGGCCCUGCACUUAGCCCCCGAUGUGUGUCAAUAAUCAGAAUUAACACCUCAUGUAGAAAAAGUUUGCUGACUUUAUUCUAGAGUCCAGUGUCAUUUUUACUUGGCCUGUUAAAAAUACUUUUUAGCAAAGGUGUUGUUUUUAGUUUAUACCAAAUAUUGGUAAAAAAAAAGAUUUUGAUUAGUGUUCUUUUUGUGGAUUCACAACAUUUCUAUCAUAUAAAUAAGUUCUAUGCAGCAGUUUCCAGCCUCUCCAGAAGAUGGCGAGGUAUCAUUGAACCACAUUUCCUGUCUCUGCGGUCGAAUGAGGCUCUGAUGUGUUGAAUAUGUAGGUACUGGGAACACAGUGUGCACAUUCCAGGGGAAGUGUAGGAAAAAGGGGCAGCAGUAGACGUUUGUUGCCUCGUGCAGCUAGGACUUAGCCCUGUUCGCAACACCGUAAGAGCUACGAGACAUGAGAGGCACGAGUAGGCGAGAUCACAGUGCUUCAAUGUGAUUGGCUAGGUCAGUUAAAAGGCGCUGGACGGUUUUGCGCGUUAAACUAUAAUUUUUCCGAGGGAAUUGUUUGUGCUGGACGGACCCACUAAGUGCACUUUCCACUUCCUUUUUAAAGGUUGUCUUUCCUGUUUCCAUUUCAACAGCUGUGCUUUUUUUUUUUAUUGUUGUCUUUGUGAUGCCUCAUGUAAAUGGAGGAACGUGUAUGUUAACCAUAGGAAACUGCUGAAAUUUGAUGCUGAAAAUCAUCCGCUCAAAUGGAAUGCAUUUAAAUUGCCCAAUCUGAGUUAUAAAUCAGUGAACCUGCUCGUUCAGUGAACGCCCCCCCCCCCACCCUCCCUGUAAUAUUCCCUCCCUGACUGAUGAGCACCCAGUCGUCAAUUUCUACUUGUUAUAUAAAAUGUGCUCCUUUUAAUGCUGUUCAUGUACGGAUGCAUGUAUUGGUUUAAUUUUCUAGGUAUGCAAUCUGAUAAACAUCACUGUCAUUCUGUAAGAAAAUGCUAGAAAAAAAAAAUCUAAAAGUUUAUAUACGAAUGUAACCACGAUAAUAUUGUAAAACAAAUAAACAGUCUUUCUGUUCACAUUA